CCUUCGCCAAACUUCAGACGAAAGAACUACUGAGAGAAAAGGACAUCAACCUAGAAGGUGAUAUAGCCACACGGUCGUACCUGUGCGUUGGAAAGAACAACUUCGUCCGACCUGACGACCAAGUAACGGACAAGUGUUCUGGCCACUGGUAUCGGUGUUGCGUCCAUACCAAGAUCGCCGGCCUGCUAGCGACCGUUCGAGGUGCGCCUUCCUCGUACUCCUCUCGUCGCGUGCCGGUCAACAGAAGACCCUACCAAAUCUACGGACCCUGCCCCAGUUCCAAAAAAGCAACGAAAGCAAAGAUGGGACAAAUGAUAGGCAGGUGUGUAGCUACAGAAGACAUGCAUCAAGGAGACCUGAUUGAGAUUCCGCGCCUUCACAUCGGACCCUGGAGCUUCUACUCACACUGGACCGUCUAUAUAGGUAACAAACUUGUUAUUCACAAAGGUCACAUCACUAACGGGAAAAAAGGGAGUGAAGUGAGAAUACAAUCCCUGCACAAAUUUGCUGGAAAAGGCAAAAUUGUAAAAAAUAACUCACUGGAUAAAAAAAUGAGACCAUUCCAUCCGGAAACAAUCCUGACAAGAGCAUUGUCAAAGAUAGGCGACGACAGCUACAACAUCUUCACCAACAACUGCGAACAUUUUGCCACUUGGUGUCGCUAUGGGAUUCCAGUCAGUGAGCAAGUGAUUACUUGUAUACGAUAUUGCAAAUAUAGUGCUGUUUGUAUAAUAUCGCUUAUUCUGUUUAGGCAGAUGUGAAAAUCUUUUUAGCUUCUGUAUUUAUUUGUGUCCAUAAAAUAAUGAGUAAAAGAUAAGAAGUGUGAGUAAAUACAGACAUAUAAAAGUAAGUACAAAGUGAUGGAAAACAGAUAGAAGUACUGGAAUCUAAUGCAGUUUGUAGCCAUACUAUCAUCAUCAUCAUCAUCAUCAUCAUCAUCAUCAUCAUCACAACCACAUUUUCAAAGCACCUUUCUCCGACAUCAGCUAGACUCAAAACGUUGUACAAUAAGUGUGAACUUGAAUAGACUGUAAUCAGACCCUGGGACAUGAUAACAUGAAUAAGGAAACUAACUAUAGGAUUAAAUAAUCUAACAGUAAGGACUUUCAUUAUCUAGGGGAGAUAACAAGCUUUAACUUGAUACCAAAAGCUGGCAACAUAUUUAAUAAAAAUAUGUGCUAAAAUCAAAUAUAAGCAAUUUGAAUAGGCAAAAACACACAUCCAUAAUAUUGACAUAAAUAUGUAGAUUUCUAUAAACUACAAUACUGUAAGGUUUACUGUACU
Pomacea canaliculata is the source of this 1284-nucleotide messenger RNA. Its product is annotated as HRAS-like suppressor 3. Lineage: Eukaryota; Metazoa; Mollusca; Gastropoda; Architaenioglossa; Ampullariidae. The record is from RefSeq and is a predicted model, not a curated record. The coding region runs from base 303 to 761 and encodes 152 amino acids. Gene Ontology annotation, cellular component: cytoplasm. Gene Ontology annotation, biological process: N-acylphosphatidylethanolamine metabolic process. The transcript is spliced from 5 exons. Gene Ontology annotation, molecular function: A2-type glycerophospholipase activity; glycerophospholipid phospholipase A1 activity.